Messenger RNA from Mus pahari (shrew mouse), 2844 nucleotides. It is a transcript of the gene Znf438, whose product is annotated as zinc finger protein 438. Gene Ontology annotation, biological process: regulation of transcription by RNA polymerase II. Gene Ontology annotation, cellular component: nucleus. Lineage: Eukaryota; Metazoa; Chordata; Mammalia; Rodentia; Muridae. The coding region runs from base 89 to 2485 and encodes 798 amino acids. Gene Ontology annotation, molecular function: sequence-specific DNA binding; DNA-binding transcription factor activity, RNA polymerase II-specific. The transcript is spliced from 4 exons. The record is from RefSeq and is a predicted model, not a curated record.
AUUUCAGCCAGUUUGCAUUUAAUGGAAGGAGACGGUUACAUGUACAUGUCUAUAAUAGAAAGCUACUCUUCGGUUCAUAUACAUCAUAAUGCGGAAUUCUUCAUCAGUACCACCAAAAGAUCAAGGUAAAUCAAACAUCCUUUCUGGAACAACACAGAGUGGGAAAACAUUACAGAGUAAGAGUCAGUUUAGGACUAUUGCACCAAAAGUUGUGCCUAAAGUCCUACCAUCCAGAGUGCUACCCUGCCCUUCCUCGAUUUCUGACCAAGGGAGUCUGACUCUAAUGCCCAAGCCUCUGGGCAUGCCCACCCAAAACUAUGCUUUGAUGCAGGUGGCUGGCCAAGAGGGGACGUUUUCUCUUGUUGCUUUACCAAAUGUUGCCUCAGCCCAGCCAGUUCAGAAGCCCAGAAUGUCCACACAUGAAAACCUUAAACUGCCUAUUCCUCGAUACCAACCACCAAGUAGCAAAGGAUUAAGAAAGAAAAAGGACCUGAGCUCUCCCAAGAGUGGCUCCAGUGACCCUCCUGGCCCAGCCCAGCUAUGUCAUUUGACCCCUUCCCCACAAGCCUAUCCUGAGCUGCAUCACAAACCUAGCCUGUGGAAGCAAAUGCCAACUUUAAACCCUUCUCCCACCAACAUCAACACAGCUACACUGACCAGUGGUGUUGGCCAAGGAGCUUUGAGUCCUCUAGUGACCAACAGCUGUGGCGAUCUGGAGCUUCCUGCCAUGCCAGCAUAUACUACAGCGGACUCUUCCUUCCAACAGGGCCUCCCAGCAAGUAUGCAGAAGGCAGGUUGUGCCAGGAAGGAGGUGUCCACUACUCCUGCUGUUGCUAGUGAAGAACUCAAAGAACAGGUAGCUCCUGAACACACUGACUUGAACAGUGCAAUUCAGUUGGUCUCUGUAGUACCCAAGGGGAAACUGCCCAUCCUGCCCUUCCCGAGAGUGAAAACCACAGAGGUGGGCAAAGUGGACUCAGAUGCUGAUAAUGCAGAACUGUCUUCAUCUGGAUGCAGAGCAAACUGUGAUGAGAGACUGUCCAUCACAGAAGGCUGUGAUGCAGCCACAGAGAUGGCCAGCAAGGUAGCUGCUUUGCGUGGGUCUAAGCAGAGUGCAUGUGAAAGUGCCUUCUGUCCUGUCACCAAGUUAGAUCUCAGCCACAAGGCAAAACCCAGCAGUGGAAUGAAGAGAAGAGGAAGAAAAUGGAAAGUGCCAGACGAGAUUUUAGCAUUGCAGGGCAAAAGGAGGAAAUGCAUUAUUGGUAUGUGUGGAGAUGGCAUAGAAAGGGCAAGAAACAGUCCCCAAGAACCCAGAGACCAGAACCCCAGUGUUGCUUCAAGAAAAUAUCGUAACAUCAUGCCCAAGCCUGUCAUGGUCCUGUCUGCUUUGGCACCCCUGGUAUCUCAUACAGCUGUGCAUUCUCAGGCUCCCAGCAGCCUAGGCCAAGAUGUUCUGAAUAAUGCCCUGCCUUCUAAAUGUCUUGGCUCCAAGCAAAGUGACAGCCUUGCCCCUAAGCCCAGCUCUGUACUCAGAAAUGGAUUCUCUGGCAUUAAAAAGCCCUGGCACAUGUGUCCAGUCUGCAACUACCACUUUCAAUUCAAACACCACCUUCUAGACCACAUGAAUACACACACCAACAGACGGCCUUACAGUUGUGGGAUCUGUCGAAAGACCUAUGUGCGCCCCGGCAGCCUGAGCGCACAUAUGAAACUUCACCAUGGUGACAACCACCCCAAGAAACUAGUGUGCUGUGAAUUUUGUGCCAAAGUAUUUGGUCAUGUCCGAGUCUAUUUCGGCCAUCUGAAGGAGGUGCACAGGGUUGUGAUCAGCACAGAGCCCUCCCCCGGUGAACUGCAGCCAGGAGACACACCAAAACCCAAGAACAGAGACCCCGGUGUUCAAGGGCCUGACGACUCUCUGGAGAGGGAAACCAAGUCAAGUUUGGAAGAAGAUUUUCUUCUAAACCAGGCAGACGAAGUCAAAUUGCAAAUCAGAUGUGGCCGUUGUCAGAUCACUGCUCAGUCUUUUGCUGAAAUAAAGUUUCAUUUGCUUCAUGUUCAUGGAGAGGAAAUUCAAGGCCGGCUGCAAGAGAUGAUCCUACCAGGCAGCAGAUCGGAUGCUCCCCACCAGAAGCAGCACACAGAGAGAAGGAAGCAGAUGAAGCCGUAUGCCUCUGUGGAGGACUCUCCAGCAUUCCCUAGAGUGAAAAGACAGCCAGCCCCUCAUCAGAGCAGAGAGCAAGCCCUGGUAGGAAGUGAAGGUGGCCAGUGGGGAAUGACUGGCCCACAGCAUCCUGCCAAGCUUCUCUGGUCCCACGCAGGCUUUAACUGCCUGCUCUGUGCUCAGAUGCUUGGGAGAAAGGAGGACCUGCUUCUUCACUGGGUACACAAGCACAACUGUGAGGACCCCACCAGACUCUGGGCUCUCCUGGGGACGUUCUCUAAGCAGGGUGCUACUGAGCUCCACAGUGAAGCAAGGCUAUGAUGCUAAGGCCAUCCAGCCCAAGAGAUGCUGCACUGCCUUUCUCAUUGUCUGUGCUGUUAGGAUUUAGUUACAAGGAUCCCGUACGCCAGGACCAGGACCAGUGUACAGAGCAAAUGUUUGUGCAUAGUUUUAUUUUCUUAAGAAAUAAAAUAAGUGCCCUGGAUGCAUUUUUCUAACAUAUGUAGUCUCACUUUAAAAUUCCAUGCAUUCUCUAAUAUCAUAGACUUUAUUUAAUAAUAAAUAAAAAGAUGAUGAAAAUUAGGAAAUUGAAAUGUAGAGAAAAUUGUUGUUCUCAAUUGCAAGCUUUUGAGUAUGAGUGUGUAUGUAUUUGUUUUCUUUCUGUGUGUGUGUGAUAGAGA